Heterobasidion irregulare TC 32-1 is the source of this 378-nucleotide messenger RNA. RefSeq lists its product as uncharacterized. Lineage: Eukaryota; Fungi; Basidiomycota; Agaricomycetes; Russulales; Bondarzewiaceae. The transcript has a single exon. The record is from RefSeq and is a predicted model, not a curated record. The annotation marks the transcript as partial.
CCUGUAAAAACAAUCAUACAGCUUACCAAAUCCAAUCAGAAAUCGUCUAUGAGGAUAAACGUGCAUCUGAAACAUAAGGAGGGAACCACCGAAGCCCGAGUACUGAUCGACUCAGGAGCAGAAGGACUUCUCAUCAACAAACAAUUCUGUUUAAACAACAACAUAUCAAUGCAGAAAAUCGACAGACCCAUCCCUGUGUUUAAUGUGGACGGCACAGCCAAUGAUGGAGGAAAAAUCACCGACAAAGCCUGCCUGCUUAUGAGAAUAACGAACGAAGAAGGUGAUUACCACGACGAACAAUGCGAACUACUAGCCGCCAACCUAGGAGGAGAAAACGUAAUCCUAGGAAUGGAUUGGCUGCAUGAACAUAACCUGUAA